AUGAACAUGCAGCCAUCGUCUAACAUGUGGCAAUUGCCACCGUCUCUCUCAGACAUAGAGUUAGAGGGAGUGUUAGAUCCAAAUGGAGCAACACCGUGGCUACAGCAUGAUGCCUUCGACUUUGAUCCUCUGCACGACCCUAGUGCACAUGAGUCUGAUCCUAUCGGCCUAGAUUGGUCCCAGUGGAUGAACUCAGAGUCACACCAUGAUUCACCCUACGUCCAACCGAAACUUCAAGAUCAACAGCCUCAGGAUCCGGGCAUGAUCCACCCCAUUGACCCAUUAUCAAUGAAAGGGAGUGUGGAGUAUCCCCAACAACAGCCCAACCUGUCAAAUGUUUCACAGUGGCUUGAUGGGGCUUAUCGCCCUCCUGUUCCCUGCGCACAUUGCCGCAGGCAUCGCCUGCAAUGCUUAAUCAUCAGAACCACGUCUGCAAACCCGAAUCCAAGAACAUCGUGCUCGAGUUGUGUAGCUCUGUUCCGGGAAUGCAGCCUGGCAAAGGGCGAGAAACGCCAUCCAUCCGGCUUUGAGACUCUUUCUCCCGUCCUGGGCCAUCUGCAUGGCGUUGCAGAAGAUGAAAAUGCCAUGGGAGCCAAUCAAGAGCACGGCGAAGAACGAAAAGAGCCCAGGCAAUUUGUCAGGAAAGGAGCCAGGGUGCUCCGAGAAUGGUUCCAUCAUAAUCAGGAAUACCCGUAUCCCACAGAGGCGCAGAAGAAUCAACUCUCGCUGGACACUGGAUUCUCACAGAAACGCAUUUCGACUUGGUUUGCGAAUGCCCGCCGUCGUCAGAAACAGAAAAUCCAGUCAUCAGGCAUUCCGUCAACCUCUCGUACCCGAGCAGGGUCCCCCAUGGUCAAAAGCACAUUAUCUUCCCUGACUCCUAUGGAAAGAUGGCAGGCUUCUCCUCCAGAGGAUGAACCUGUGCCAGAAACAGCGAUACAAAACGCCAUCUCGAACUCAAUAGACACGGAUGACUCUUUCGAUCCAUUCCAAUUCGAUCCUUCGGGGAUGGAGUUCUUCGAUUUCGACGAAAGCUCGUCGCAUCUUGCAUCCUCGGUAUCUAGUUUUGGCAGCAAAGCAUCAGAAACCUCCGACAGUGGCUCUUCGGCGUGGAGCCAUCAUUCAUUGAGAGACUCAGGACUGUCAUCCCAACUUCCCAAUCCGUCGAGACCUAAGCGAAUCCGUGGCAGACAAAGAGCAACUGGGGACUAUCAUUACCAGUGUACAUUCUGCGCGCAGUCUUUCAAGAAAAAGCACGACUGGUCCCGUCAUGAAAAGAGUGUCCACCUCACUUUGGACUCGUGGGUAUGCACCCCAGAUCUCAGUAACGUUCAGCAGGCCUUCGAUCUCCAAUCAUCUGAAUGUGCCUUUUGCGAUACAUUAUUUCCAACACCUGCCCAUUGGGAUGAACAUGAUUUCAAUGUCUGUGUCACCAAACCGGUCACAGAGCGGUCUUUCAGCCGAAAGGAUUAUCUGUGGCAGCAUUUGCGCAAAUUCCAUGGCUGUACUAAACUACCCAUAUCGGACCUCGACGCGUGGCGCGGAUCGGGCGCAAACGUUGAAAGCCGAUGUGGUUUCUGCGGGUGUUCCCUGUCGACGUGGGCAGAGCGUGCCGAGCAUCUGGCCGAUCACUUCAAGAAGGGAUCUCGGAUGGACGAGUGGGAAGGUCACUGGGGAUUCGAUGCUUCCACCAUGAGCGUUCUACGGAAUGCUGUCCUUCCGGCUCAGCGUCUGGUGGCUUGA
Messenger RNA from Penicillium salamii, 1743 nucleotides. Lineage: Eukaryota; Fungi; Ascomycota; Eurotiomycetes; Eurotiales; Aspergillaceae. The record is from the annotation of a GenBank genome assembly.